AUGUCAAAGGUGCCUCUAGCAACCCUUCUGGAAUCAAAUUCUAGGUCUUCAACCAACUCUCCUAUAAUCUUUCAGCUAUGUGGUGAGUGUUUGGUCUUUUGUGCUCGCGAGAUCGGUGCACUCAACUUUGAAUUUGAACGUCUGGCCUAUGCCAAGAAAAGCAGGAUUGGAUCUGGCUCUGCAACGCAUUUGCAAUGCUGGAUCUCAGGGAGGGCUGGGACCCUAAGGGAGACUACGGAGCCGAGCAUGGAUAUGAGAUACAUAUGGACAAAGGUCGUUAGCGGUGUUGAAGAGAGUACUUAUCAAGGAAAACACAAUUCUCUGAGACAGAUAGGAGAUUGA
Messenger RNA from Botrytis byssoidea, 342 nucleotides. RefSeq lists its product as uncharacterized. The record is from RefSeq and is a predicted model, not a curated record. The coding region runs from base 1 to 342 and encodes 113 amino acids. Lineage: Eukaryota; Fungi; Ascomycota; Leotiomycetes; Helotiales; Sclerotiniaceae. The transcript has a single exon.